Messenger RNA from Tetrahymena thermophila SB210, 870 nucleotides. Its product is annotated as cache domain protein. The transcript is spliced from 7 exons. NCBI's taxonomy places the organism in Eukaryota, Ciliophora, Oligohymenophorea, Hymenostomatida, Tetrahymenidae. The record is from RefSeq and is a predicted model, not a curated record.
AUGGAAAAUUUAGAUAACUAACAAAACGUAAAAAUUACAAAUGAUUAUUCUAAUGAAAUAAUGUGCCCAUAUUAUGAAAAAUGCAAUGAUAACGAAUUAUGUUAAAAAUAAGUUGAAGCCUAUUUUAUUGAUGAUCCAAAAUUAACCGAUUAAGCAUAUGAUGCUUUGUAGUAUAUAUCUUUUUCAUCUUCUUAGCUGUAUCUUUGGAGUUCUUUAACUGAAUUAUAGAAGUAAAGAAUGAUGAAGAUGAUGGGAUAAUGCUAUUAAAUACUUAUCAAUUUAAACAAUGUAUCAUGUAUUUAACCUGGUACUGAUGAGUGUUAAUGUUCUUUCUAUAAUGUUAAAAGGCUUUUUCCUGUAGAAUGGAGAUGUAGACCUUGGUAUAUAAAUGGAGCAUAUAAUUACAUGACUUAUACCAAUCCAUACGUUGACGCUUUAACAGGUGUUAUUUUGGCAACUGCUACUAUUAGAAUAUUAAAUUAAACAAAUUAAAAUUAAGAAUCUAAUUUUGAAUUUAUUCCAAAUAUAAAUAGCACUUUGCUCGGAGUUUUUGGGAUAGAUAUAAAUUUACAAAUUUUAUAAUAAAAUAUAAAACUUUAAUCCAGCCAAGAAGAAUAUUCUUAUAUAAUAGCUCCUUCUUAGCCAGUUCCUUUGUAGCCUGAAUUAUAUAAUGAGUAUUAGGCAAUAAGUCAUCCAUAGAUGAAUGUAAAUGCAACUAGUAUUUUAGAUUUAGAGUUUAGUAAUUCUACAAAUAAGGAAGAAGAAAUAGAAUAAUAUAUAUAGUAACUUGGGAGUAUUUUUACAAAUAGGGAAAUAAGAGAAAAUGGUUGUAAGAUAUAAAAACCAAAUAUUUCUUAAAUUUAAUUUUGA